AUGUUCCGGAACAACUACGACAACGACUCGGUCACCUUCUCACCCCAAGGCCGCAUCUUCCAAGUCGAGUAUGCGCAAGAAGCAGUGAAGCAGGGCUCAGUGGUCGUCGGCAUCGUCAGCAAAACACACGCCGUCCUGGCAGCACUGAAGCGCAACGCAGAAGAGCUCUCCUCCUACCAGCGCAAAAUCAUCCCCAUCGACACGCACUACGGCAUCGCCCUCGCCGGCCUCGCCUCCGACGCCCGUGUCCUCUCCAACUUCAUGAAGCAGCAGUCCCUCGCCUCCCGCCUGACCUACGGCCGCCCCAUCCUGCUCUCCGACAUCACCUCGCGCAUCGGCGACCGCGCGCAGACCAACACCCAGCACUAUGGCAAGCGACCGUACGGUGUGGGGUUGCUGAUUGCCGGGGUGGACGCGCGGGGACCGCAUCUGUUCGAGUUCCAGCCGAGCGGGGUGACGGUGGAGUGUGUGGCUGGGGGGAUCGGGGCGCGGAGUCAGAUGGCGAGGACGUAUUUGGAGCGGAAUCUGGACGAGUUUGAGAAUUGCUCGAGGGAGGAGCUGAUCAAGCAUGCGCUAAGGGCGUUGAAGGAUAGUUUGAGCCAGGACAAGGAGUUGACGGUGGAUAAUACCAGCUUAGGAGUGGGUGGGAUGGAGGAGAACUUCAAGAUGUACGAGGGCCAGGAUAUUGCUGGGUGGUUGGAGACGACGUUUGAGAAUAAGCAGGAGGGCGGGCAAGCAGCGGAAGGCAGUGGAGAGGGAAUGGAAUUGGACUCGUAA
Messenger RNA from Saxophila tyrrhenica, 777 nucleotides. It is a transcript of the gene PRE5, whose product is annotated as Proteasome subunit alpha type-6. NCBI's taxonomy places the organism in Eukaryota, Fungi, Ascomycota, Dothideomycetes, Mycosphaerellales, Extremaceae. Bases 1 to 777 code for a protein of 258 amino acids. Gene Ontology annotation, cellular component: proteasome core complex, alpha-subunit complex; proteasome core complex; nucleus. The transcript has 3 exons. The record is from RefSeq and is a predicted model, not a curated record. Gene Ontology annotation, biological process: ubiquitin-dependent protein catabolic process; proteasomal protein catabolic process.